AUGUCUUCCACCGCUGUGGCAAAGCCAAAUCAAUCCCCGAAAGAAACCCUUGACAUCUUUUUCCACCUUAAAGCACUCAUCUUAUCGAACGCUAAGAUGACACACGGCGGGUCCAUCAAUGGAAGACCAAGAACAUAUGAUAUCAUCACCACUAGCCGGGUGAGAGGCCAGGCGCAGUACAAGGUGCAGCUGGUGGGAUAUGAGGAGAAUCAGAAAGUUGGGGGGAAGAUUGAUAUCGACAGCAAGAUAUUGCUGAAGAGCUCCGUAAAACUUUCUCUCAAUUUUGCUAUGGAAGAACUUUUGAAGAAGACACAGGAGGAGCUGUGGAAGGAUUGA
This is a messenger RNA of Didymosphaeria variabile, 336 nucleotides long. RefSeq lists its product as uncharacterized. The record is from RefSeq and is a predicted model, not a curated record. Lineage: Eukaryota; Fungi; Ascomycota; Dothideomycetes; Pleosporales; Didymosphaeriaceae. The transcript is spliced from 2 exons. Bases 1 to 336 code for a protein of 111 amino acids.